Acyrthosiphon pisum (pea aphid) is the source of this 1256-nucleotide messenger RNA. Its product is annotated as dynein heavy chain 17, axonemal-like. Gene Ontology annotation, biological process: microtubule-based movement. The transcript has 4 exons. Gene Ontology annotation, cellular component: dynein complex. Gene Ontology annotation, molecular function: ATP binding; dynein intermediate chain binding; dynein light intermediate chain binding. NCBI's taxonomy places the organism in Eukaryota, Metazoa, Arthropoda, Insecta, Hemiptera, Aphididae. The record is from RefSeq and is a predicted model, not a curated record. The coding region runs from base 393 to 1256 and encodes 287 amino acids.
CAAAAACAGGAUAACUCCAUUUUUCAUAAAAAUCGAAAUUUUUGUUAGCAUAGGUAUAUUAUAAUAUAAUAUUGGGGUUACCUAUCGUGUCUUGUUCAAUCUUUUUAAUGAUGUCCUUUAAAAUAGUCGUUUAAUUUAACAAUGGCCGGCGUUCCUGCUGAACCAGCCGUUGCCAGGAAAACUGGAAUAACUAAAGAUUUAGGAAGAGCAUUACCAAUGAUGGUCUACGUUUUUCAUUGCUCCGAACAAAUGAAUUUUAGAGUAAAUUAAUCAAUCUUGACCGAAUUAAUUGUAUAAAAUAUUAUGCAUCUUAAAAGAUUGCCUUGAGAUAUUAGAUUAUAAAAUUUAAAUUUUAGGGGGUGGAUGGAAAUCGUUGCGAAUAUGAAGUUAUAAUGCGAGCUCUUCGAAAGCUCACCACUCAAAAAAUUGUAACUGAAGAUACUACUUUAUUUAUGGGACUCGUCGGUGAUUUGUUUCUUGCGCUAGACGUGCCCCGAACACGUGAAUUAGAAUUUGAAAAUCAAAUUCGUCAAGCUAUGGUUGACUUGAAACUCCAGCAUAAGAAUAAUUUCAUUCUCAAGGUAGUGAAACAAUCACAAAUGUCUGUUGAUGGAUCCAAAUUGAUGAUACUGGACGGUGACAUAGAUCCUAUUAUGUGGAUUGAGUUAUUAAACACUGCAGUGAUAGACGAAAAUAAGGUGCUGACGUUGGAAAUUAAUGAACGUAUUGCCCUAACACAGACAAUGCGUCUACCGUUCGAUAUACCCAAUUUGAGGUCCAUCACGCCAGGCACUGUUUUCCAGGCUGGUGUACUUUACUUAAGCCAUACUGAUCAUGGAUGGAAUCCGUAUGUUACUAGCUGGAUUGGCACUAGUGAUAAUGCAACCGAAAAAGCUGCUCUUCUGGUACUGUUAAAUAAAUAUGUGCCCAUCUGUUUGGAAGUGCUUAAAACGAAAUUCAAAAUCGUAACACCCAUACCGGAAAUAAUGCACAAACAAAUGUUGUGUACGUUACUCGAUUGUCUUUCGCCUCCCAUCAAUUGUCCGCCGGAAACUGCUAGGGAUGUGUACGGAACAUAUUUUGUGUUCGCUUGUCUUUGGGCGUUUGGUUCAGCAAUAUUUCCAGAUCAGUUGAUUGAUUGGCGAGUUGAAUUUUCCAAAUGGUGGUUAUCAGGAUUUAAAACCAUUACAAUUUCAUCAUCAGGAAGUGUGUUAAAUUAUUUCAUCGACCCUGAACCAAAACAAUUUAUUCCUUGA